Molecule: messenger RNA, 19797 nt
Organism: Neocloeon triangulifer
Lineage: Eukaryota; Metazoa; Arthropoda; Insecta; Ephemeroptera; Baetidae
Exons: 4
Coding region: 18094-19797 (567 amino acids)
Source: RefSeq, a predicted model, not a curated record
UUUUGAGUGCCGUUUCAGACAAAAAUAAACCAUGUCUCGCGGCCGGCCAUACACAUGUAAAAGUCUCUCAGCCAAUCAGAAGCCCGAACCGGCCUGCGAAGGGCUCUUGAGCCGCGCCCCCGUGGUUCAGCAACUCAGCGCGCCAAGAUUGAAAAAAAGUGCCGAUUCUGGUGGCACAAGCAAAAAAUUAUCACGCGCAACCUCAUGGAAUAUCAUUUUUGUUCAUGAGAAGACGUCUCGCAGAGAAAAAAUAUGAAAUUUUUGACCUCCUUUAAAUAUCUAUUUUCCUAAAUAUGAAUUUAGUUAUAUUUCUAUAUCACCAACGCAGCGGCUCUCGCUUGUAUCUAAAUAGAAAUAUACAAACGAACCAAUGGGAAGCGCGGAAAUAAAAAUAUAUGCUUUCCACCAAUGAGCUCGCCAAUAAAUAUAAUAUAAAUAUAAUUAUACCAGCGUAAUAACAAGUCUCAUUUUGUUCUUAAUUGGUUUAUGGAACUUUGUGUAUUUAAACAAUCGUUUGUUGUCUGCUCCCAACUCCUGGUAGGCAUGAGCAAAAUGUCCUAAAAUGCAAUUUGACAAUUAAAUAUUACACUUAAUUAAAUUAAUACGACGCUCUGCCUUGUUGUUCUCUUUUUUGUUGUUUAUUCAUAGCGUGCACGCCAUGUCCGAUUUUUUUUACCAGAUUUUCUUUUUCGCUUCAAACAGUGUUGAAUUUCAAAAUACACUGAUGCUACCACUGAUAUAGCUUCGAGACCUGCUAAAGUUAUGAGAUCUCUCCGAAUUUCAGAAACAGCGUUAAAAUUUGCCAUAAUUAUUAAAUGUUCGUCUGCGCGUUUGCGGAAAGCAAAGUUGUUUUCACUCAAUCCAGCCUCACUCAGCUGCUUUAAAGUUUCAAGAGUUGCCGCGCUAGGCGCUCGAGCCUAAAUUUUUAUUUCUGCCUCUCCCAUUGGUCUGUUCUUAUAUUUCUAUUUAGCUAAUUUGGAAUCUCCAAAUAAUUUGGACGGAGAGGCCUUUUCUUAAAAUUUUAUCCAAGAGCCAAUCAGAGACCAGCUUCCUUAUAUUUGUAUUUAACUAAAUAGAUAUAUAGAGCCGCUGUUUUGGGCUUUAAAAGCAUGAAUUAAUAUUUUAAAAUUGCGGUCAGUAUUCUUUUUUUAUAAUUCACACUUCAUUGCUAAAUUAGAAAGGUAUGAAAAUUUGAACCAGAAAAAAUCUUGUUAUUUCUUACUAUUAAUUAAAAUUAUUUAAUGAAUCUAUCAAAUUGCGUAAAAUAAAAUAUUAAAUGGGUUUACAGCGGCGGCCGAGUCUCUUUUGAUAUCUGGCGUUUUAGCAAACAUAUGCUAGUUGUGAACCUGUCUUCUCUUUUUUUUCAUCAUAAAAAUUUUUGACCGACCGAGAAGAAUAAAUAAUAAAAUUGUAAAAAAAAAGUAGUAACUGGAUAAAAAUAUCCUUUCCGAAGACUCGAACUCUAAACCAGCAAAACUCCCCAUGUUUACGUGUCUCCGACCUAACUCACUGAGUCAUGGCAAUCGUGUACACAAGUGCGGACAAAAGAAGAUCAUAUUUUACUUUUCUUAUGCGCGCAAGAGAGCAGCCAAAAAGUAGUUUACUGCGCGAUACAAAAGAGAUCUCAUGAAAAAAUUAAAAUUAAAAUGGGAUUGCAUUAAAUUAAAAAACUCAUUUUUUAAUUUCAACUUUUGUAAACAAGGAAGUAUUAAAUAAGAAACUUAUUAAGGGAUAAUUAUGCAUAUUUAAAAAGAGAUUUUCAAAAUGUACCAACAGCUUGUGGCAGUUCCACAGCACCAGCAACAACACCAAAUUCAUAUACACAACAAUUCAGUCUACCACAUGGCCAUCCGCCACAGCCCGCUCCGCUAGCUUGCAGUUCAGGGUCCUGCCGUCGACAUGACGAUAGAAGACCGAGCUGUGAUGGAUCAAGCCCGUGUGUGGCCACACACUUUUCCCACAAUGAUGCCCAGACAAAAGAACCGAACAUAAUCAUCAAUCAUCACGACCAAUCCAACCAACCUGCUUCGAGCGACACGCCCCUUGCCAGCAUAAUGAGUUCUGCAUAACUCGCCUGACAGGUGGCGCCACCUCAACGCAGAAGAAAGAAGCAUUACGACCUACAGUCUCAAAGGGGGAACCCCUGUGGCAGUUCCACAGCACCAGCAACAACACCAAAUUCAUAUACACAACAAUUCAGUCUACCACAUGGCCGUCCGCCACAGCCCGCUCCGCUAGCUUGCAGUUCAGGGUCCUGCCGUCGACAUGACGAUAGAAGACCGAGCUGUGAUGGAUCAAGCCCGUGUGUGGCCACACACUUUUCCCACAAGCUCAAAGCCGCCUUGGACUAUUUGAGAACUAAGUAAGAAACAAUCUUAGAAACGCUCUUUAAUUUCUGAAAUUAACCUAGAACUCUAGAUUUUGUAAAAUCUAAUGUAUUUUAUCAUCCUCUUCAAAAUGCAGUAAGCAAAAUUUGCAUAGGCAUAAUAGGUUUUUUUUAAAUAAAUUUUUUUGGUCUAGAAAUUUAAAAGUCUAAUUUAUAGCUCUGAUAUGUAAGAAUAUUUAUAACAUUUUACCACAAGGUAGGAACUUUGCAGGGAUAAGAUGCCUUUUUAAUAAUCACUAAUUUUUUUUAAAAAAAUUCACUACUUUUUUAUAAAAUAAUUAAUUUUAUAUUUUAUAAUAUGCUAAAAAAUUGCUUUUGUUGAAUUUUCUUUUUAUCCUGUUUGUUUAAAAAUUAGACUGACAAUUAAUUUUACACAAUAACAACGAAUGAACUUGAAAAUAAUCGAGAAUUAUCUUAAAACACACAUUACAGCGAAAAAUAUUGCAGCGCGCACAAAUAUUGUCGCGCGCUCAGGAGUUCGAAUUUUCUGUAGCCGACCUCAGCAGGUAUAUUAUAUCCUUCUUUGACUGCAUGUGUGCCUGUCAACCUGUGUCAACCUCUUCAGCAGCCCCUUCGUAUUUGAUACAGUUCAGUAAAAAAGGUUAACUAGCUAUAUUUUAUGUGCUCCUGGCAGUACUAACUUGGAACCUGGAGUAGCCUGAAAUGUAAUGAAAACUAGAAUGGGCUGUCUUUAUUAAAAAUUGAGUACUUAUAUAAUGAACAUUAAAAGUUCAGAAAAACCGAGAAAAACUGUAUGCUCAAAUUACAUGCAUCCCUGAAGGCGUAUUGUUCUUAUAAAAUAAUAAGAACAUUAGCAAGAAUAAAUAGGUAAAAUGAAAAUCAUCAUAAUAGUUUGGUAGAUUUUGGAGUUGCUAUUUUUCAUUCUCAUCUCUGGGUCAUAAAAUAGAGAAGUUUGUUUCCUUCGCGAUGGUUGUAUGAAAAGAAAAAGAUCCUUCUUGAAGGGGGAACGACCUACAGGGUUGCCAAGCCAUUCUCAUCCCCUAUACCUGACUAACCGCCCCGCGACUUGCUCGCUCUCGGCUGCUCGCCUCAUUCGAGAAAGAACGAAAGAAGAAAGAAGCAGCAGCGAAGGAACCCGGCACACUAAAUUUUCAAACAACUGAUCAAACGAUACUUGCAUCUUCAAAAAUUUGGCGAAUUCGAAUAUCUGCAUAGAAAUGGUAAGAUGGAAUUAUAUUAUUUCUCGUGGGAAAAUAUAUUUUGGAAAGGGAGUGAUUUUUUUUUUUGCAAAUUUAUAGAUUUAGAGACACCUGGCAUAUUUCUCUCCGAGAGCCAAAACCGCUCUAUUUUUUUUUUGGGCUGCUGGUAAUUCUUAUUAUUCAUCGUAACUUAAAUCCUUAAAAAUGUCAUUUUAAUCUAAGAUGUUUUAUUAAAUUGAAGCCAAAAAUAUUUUCAUAAAAUGACUUGGUUGAUGGCCACAGUCCGCCCAAAAAAUAAACGCAUUCACGCGCUGGACAGUCUCCCCCCAACCGCCAACCUGUCAAUCAUUUCUCAGUGGCGCGAUCUGCGCCAACCUCCCUAAACUUCACCGUGAAAAAGGCAUUUUCAUAUUAUCGUAAAAGUUUAUUACGGCAAAGUGUAAGGGGGCGCGGAAUAAGUAUUUUUUUAUUCAUUAAUUACUAUUUAAGAAAAUAAUUCAAUAUUGAAUUCACGGGCAUCAGCUAGAUUCUAACUUCUUGUUGAUUUUCCUUGUUUUUAAUUACAUUUCUCUUGUUAACUUUUUUGUUUUUUGCAGGUGUUUUGUCAUCAUUUUCCUUCCAUGGAAAAUUACAUACAAAGGAAAUGGUCCAGUUCUAUUGUACAUAAUUAGCUUCAAAAUAUCAAAGUAAGUUUAAAUUAUUUUCCAUCCAAGCCAAUCUGCUAUUUAUUUAUCUAUCAAUAAAUAUGAUAACUGAAGUUAAAUUUAUUUUAUAAUUGAUAAAAUUAAAAAAAAAAUUGAAGUUAAAAACCGUCCUAAAUACUUUUUAUGUUUCAGAAAUUUGAGGAUUGGAAAAUGUGAUUCCUCAAAAGCACACCUGGAAAGCCUAUGAAAGAUGACCGAAUACAGCUUUAACACCUAUUAGAGCACGCAGCGUCAGCACACUUUGUAGUAAUUGUACACUGCUCUACAUUUUAUAAUUCCUUAUUUUGCGUAAAAUUUUUAGCCAUUUUAAACUAUAUUCCUCAUUAAAGAUUGAAUUACAUUAUGAUUAUUAUCGAAACAAUGAAAUCUUAAAAAAGAGUUACAAAUUAAAAUCCUUUAUCUUUCACAAUUUUGAAGAAAAUUUAAAACGUUAUAAUGUUAAUUGCAAUUAAAGUUAAAAAAAGAGCUGUAAUAUUGUAAUUUUGGUGCGCGCAUCCACUUUGCAAGAAGUCAAAUUUUAACGUUUUGCAAGGUAUUGAAUUUUGAAAUUAAAUUUUCUGAUUAUGAAUUUCUGAAACAUUGCGAAUUUUGAAAUUUCAAAGUCUCUUUGAACAAUAUGGAUCAAAAUAAAUCUAAGCUCUAAUUAAAACUUUCAAGCAAUCACAAAAAUUUCAAAAUUCAAACCUAUUAAUAUAGUUUUAACGACUUCUCGGAAAGCAGAUGUGCCCUGGUCAAUGAAUGGCACUCAGCGGCUGGUAGCCCAAAAUUCAUUCCACACGUCACAGAGCCGCGACAGUGUUAAGCCACGGUGAGGCUCGAUUAUUUUCUACCAAAGGUGGCGCGGUUUCAUAUCUUGCACCCGCUAAUUGCCACCUUUGGAUCAGUUGUGUAAAAGAUCAAGUUUUGUUUUGCUUUUCAUUUAGUGGUAAUAGAGUUUAUUGUUAUUAAUAUUGCUGAUUAUUUGUCCAAUAGCUGCAUCGCAUUGUUUAAAUUGAUAAAAUUUUGUUUAAAUUCUUAUUAUGUCAAAAAUGUGAUAUGAUAUUAUGUAUUUUGUUUUGUUAAUUAAAACGAUUUUGAAAUGUUAUUUGCUGCUUUUUCAUUGCAUUGCCAGUGAAACCUGAAUAAUUUUAGUAUCAAUGACGUCACUGAAUUAUGACGUCAUUGCAGCGUUUUUAAAUGUAAACUAUGCGUAGUUUAAGUGCAUCAAGGUAAGGUUAGUGAGAAGGUAUUUAAGCGGUCAGUAAGCGCAAUUCAAGUGGUCUAACCAUGCUGCUGUCAGGAGCGCUUAAAGUGCUUUUAAAAUACGCUUCGAUUACUUUGUACUUUUAACCGCUUAAAUAGCGCUUUAUUUGUUGCAUUCAAGCGCAAUUCAAGCGUAGUUUCAUCCUAUCUCUUACACAUACAAGUGAAAAGUAGUUUAAAAGUAUUUUACAACUAAUUUAGGCGUAAUAAAUUUCCUGUGAGUAAUUUUACGGUUUGGUGAAUUCUCGGUGCUGGCCCUUGUCAUCCAAGUUCCCAUUUGCCCAAGGCUGUUGCGCCUCCGUGGAACACCAUUGAUGCAAUUGGUCAUUCCGUCAAGCUGACCUGCAGUUCGAGGACAUUUGAUCGCGAAUUCUUCGUUAGAAGGUGUGCCUGUGUAUGAUUCUCCGUACUUCGUCAUCAGUUUCAGCUUGAGGAAGUCUAUAUACGAUUAUUUAUUAGUAAAAAAUUUAGAUUUUACUCAGUAUACUUACGGUGAACAAUUGCAAUUGUCUCUGCUGGGAACUUUUCCUUAUAACCAGCUUCCCCUCUCUUUGGCCCCUUUGGUCCUUGUGUUCCAGUGGCAGAGAAGAGAUGAACCGAGUCUACUCCACAUGCUUCCACAGUGAGAUGCUGCACGAAUUUGGAAUUGUCUGCAAUUUUUUCUAGUUCAUCCCAAGAACGUUGUGAAAUCCAUUUGCCAUAGCCAAGAUGAAUCUGUUCGUGAAAAAAGAGAUAUUGAAUGACCAUAAAAAAUCAAUUUUUGCACGGGAGGAAAAGAGAAAUUUUAUCAAUAAAAUUAGAGGUUUUAUUCACCUUGUUUCCAAGAGGGUCUUUAGUCAAUGGUUUCGGAUCGCAUUCCUCAAUACGGCAGGUAUUAUUAGAACUCUCAGGACGCAGAUUUCUAUCUGGAGUCAUCAAUGCUAAUGCGGCAAGAAACACAUCAAUUCCAUAAUUAUAAAAAAUACUGCAAUUUUAAUUACCAUCAAAAUCCCCAUUUAUGGCAUCAACAUCCCGAGACUCUUCCAUACUUGAAUGUUCAGCAGCGAUUUGAAUUUCUAAAAUUUAAUAAAAAUAGAAUUCAUUUUUUAAUUAAGAUUUCAUAAUUAAUAUUUUAUAUACCUUCAAAUUCAGUCGCGUCACAUGGUUUUUUGUCAAGCACCUCGAUAAUUAUUUCUUCAGAAGUAUUGUAAACAGGGAUAAUAGUGUUUUUAGAAUAAGUAUCCUGGCUUUUCAGUUCUUGCUCUUGUCAAGCUUUCAUGGGUUCUGAAAAUUUAUACUUUUUAUUUAAUAUUUUCAAAGACACAAAAAAACCAAUUUUUUUACCUUUCUUGGACCCCUUCAACAAUUCAUUUUGUUCUUUCAGAAACACGUUGUAGCUCUUGAUCUCUUCAAAACGAUCUUUUUGAAUAGCUGCAAGUUCCUCGUCGUGAGCAUGCACUUCCUUCAAUCGAGUAUUUUCGUUCCUGAGUUGCAUGAUUUCAAAAUCCUUCGUGCUGCAGGUGCUGCAAGGACUUAAAACCGCGGCAAGUUGUUCAGAGUCAAUGAAUUUCUUCAGAUUUGCCUUGCUGCUGGAGUUAAGCGAGUCAUUUUUUAUCUUCUUUGUUGAUUUCUAAAGAUUGAAAUGUUGAAUUAAUACAACUCCGAAUGCUAUUUGGAGAUAUUUAUUAAAUUUUCCGACACAACGCGUCGGUCUUUUGGCCGCUAUAUAUCUUAAAUAAUUAACUUACCAAAUCCUGCGAUGCGAUUUUUUUUUUUGAUUCCACAAACUUCUUCCUCUUCUUAUCAGCCAAAAACUCUUCAGCCCUGGGUGGUGUUUCCAGGUUUUUAGUUUUACGAGUACGGCCACCUUCUGAUAGGAGCUUCUGAAGUUCUUCGAGAGUUGGUGCAAAGCGUUGUAUUUCUGCAUCGAAAUAGUCACACGAUUCCACUGGAGGAUUUGCGUGGUCGAAGUCGGUCACAAUAUAUUCGUUGAACUGGUUGACACGCAAGCUGCUGUGAUACAGAACCUGAUAGAUCAGCUUCAUGUUAUCUUGGUCGGGUUUUUCAGGAGCAUUUUUGAUGAAUUUAGAGUGAAUGAUGAUCCUCUCAGCGUCAUCUGUAAAACGAACCAAUGCGACGAAUCCACUUGCCAUGUGCUGUAGCUCGUACGGCCUUUGUAAAGGGCCUCAAAUGUUCGAGGGCGGCCAGCGGCCGCUCUCCGGAAGGGAGAACGAGAGAGAGACGUGCGUUCAGUUCAAAGGGUAGAAAAGUUCUAAUUUUAUUUGGUUUGCAGUUGUACCAACUGUACAAUAUUUACAUAUGUAUGUAUUAACUUACCAACAUCACAACACCUCCCGCCUAAGAUAAAAACAAGUUUUAAUUUACGCACUUUAAGGAGAACUGUGGCAUUUGGCGUUGGAGCAAGAAAUUGAUUAAUUUGGAAACAUUGUUACAAAAUCACAUUUACAUCCAUUCACAAGAAUUACUCUUACUCAAAAACCUUUGAAAAUUUGUUUACUAAAUUGAGUUCCUUGAUUAAACUCUAAAAUUAAUUCUCAGAUUAGGAAAUUUAAGUUGAAACUUUAAUUGAUUUUACUUUCCUGAAUUUUUAACGGAAAUUUGGUUGUUUAAAACUGUAUUUCUGCAUUACUAAUUUACUUGAAUUUCGCUCAAUCACUAAAUUUUCAAAUGAAAACCGAAAAUGUUCCAGCACACUUGGCACGGUCUGAACUGCCAGUUGCUGUUCUCAUCUUCUCCAUGCUGGAUGGACACUCGGCUCCUCGUUUUACACCUCGGACUCUUUGUAGUCCGGUACUUCUAAGCGACCCCUGAGGAGAUCCCCUCCACUCAGGUCGACGGCCCAAGGAUGCGGUUGCACCCUUCGGGUCCCUCACAUGAUGGCCAGAGAAGGCGGCUGCCUCCUCCCGGCGUCUCAGGUGGACAGGGCGCCACACGCCUUCUGUCCGACGGCCUCCGAUGUCUCGGCCGUUGGUGCUGGUGCACACCCUUUUCUCUUGGCAGCUACUUGUCCUGCUGCUCUUGACUGCUUUCUUGAGUCCAACUCUGGUUGAAGUCCUUUUCGAGGCGGGGCUUCCUUGCAGCUGACUGUGGUCUCGUCUUCUCCUUGGACCACCUUGUCGCUCCACAAGUUCCGCUCCAGACUCUUCUCCUUCCUUCCUCUUUCUUUUCUUUCUUCUUUUUUACGGAACCUCUUUUUUCUUCUUGAGAGGCCCUCCUUCUUCACUGCCGUGUGUUUUCUUAGUGGCUACGUACAAGCAAUCAGGUUAUAGAUUUUCUCAGGAAUGGUGUGCUGCAAAUCUAGUCAUUUAAUUACAACAACUUACUACCAUUUUUUUUUUCAAAACCUUUGAGAAAAACCCCUCUUUUUUUUUAAGGCAAAAGUCUCGAAGACUCCUUUUUGGCCUGGAAUUUCUUCCCUCUGGCCCUUGAGUUCUCACCUUAAACUUCACUAGAUUAUUUCCAGUCUCGAAGACACUGAUGGUGGAAAUAAUAUUCUGCGGCUAGUGUUUCACUUGACAAUGCUUUGCACCCUCUUUUUUUCUCACCACGUUUUCGGCUCGACUUGCUCACCACUUGCAGUGCUGAUUUUUCGCAAUCAGACGCGGAGACUUCUUCUUUUCCCUUUUAACCACUUGCCUUUUGCGCUGGGACGGCCUUGGUGUCAGUGGUGCCGGACUGGUCCGCCUCCGGACACCUACCAAGCCAACUUCCGGUUGCCGCAACACGUGGCCUUCACGCGGAUGACUGUCCACGCCGUCUUCUCGCUUCCGACGGUUCCUCUUCGUCGUCCUCUCCUCCUUCCGCCGCUAAGUUCGCCUCGUCGCCAAUUUGCUGUAGCUCGUACGGCCUUUGUAAAGGGCCUCAAAUGUUCGAGGGCGGCCAGCGGCCGCUCUCCGGAAGGGAGAACGAGAGAGAGACGUGCGUUCAGUUCAAAGGGUAGAAAAGUUCUAAUUUUAUUUGGUUUGCAGUUGUACCAACUGUACAAUAUUUACAUAUGUAUGUAUUAACUUACCAACAUCACAACACCAUGUUACUUGCGGGAUUUUGCUUUGGCGGCAUGUUCGUUUGAACUAUACGGUCCCAGCGCGCAGUCUCUAUGAUGCCGAAGUCAAUUUGGAGCCUGGAUUCCCCUCUCCACCACACUCCUUCUGCCGUAAAUUAAUAAAAUAUAGCGGUACCGCACUGCUGUGCCGUUCUUUGAGAACACGUUGUUCGAGGUCAGGAGUGUCAAGGAUGCUGGUAGGUGGCAGGGCAGUCAGGUACUAACAAUAAACCGGUAAUUUAUUAUAAACCGGUUAUGCACGAGAUAAUUAAAGUUCCACAUCUUCCAUCCACGCCAUUAAUAAUUUAAUUUAAGUAGAAAUUUGGUUUACACUGUUAAAAUACUUAACGAAAUCCAGCUAAAGUAGCACUCACGCAAGCAUUUUUUCACAAUAUAAAAAUACCGACAUUUCAUUAAAUUAACCGGUAUUAAUGUAUGGUAAAUCUCGAAACUUGUCCGCGCAUGCGUCGACGCGUAGUUCUACUUUGCGCAGUUUUUUUGUAUCCACGUGACUUAAAUUCGACGUUCGAUUGGAAGAUGAAGCCUAUGAUUUUAACCAAGAAAAGCACAUGGCAAUAUUUCUUGGCAUGAUUUUCUUCAACGAACAUCUGCGUCUAUUUUUCAACAUGGCAGCUGGGCAUGAGAUUAUCAAAAUAAAUUAACCAUUUAAAAUUGAAAAUCAUCUAAAGGAUACAAUGAAUUAUUAAAUGUCAUAACCCAUUCUGAAUAAUUUUUUUUUCUGUACAAUAAUUUCGAGUUGAAUCAUACAUAGAGCUAAUUUUCAAGUAAAAUUUCUAAAUGCGAUCAAUUUUUUAUAUUUGCAAUAGUGAACGCAUAAAACUCUUAGUAAGUGUUCCUCAGAAUUUUAUCAAAUACAACAAAAUUUAACUAAAUUAUAGAAAAUCAUUUAGAUAAUUUUUUUCUCUUCAAUUAUAAUGCUUUAAAUAAUUUAAAACACUCCAAAAGGCCAAUUUAUUAAUUUUUACAAUUUUAAUCGUCUUUUUAUACUUCUAGUUUCGCGGGAUCUAUAUACAAAAAUGUGAAUUUUACCGGUAAUUUAAAAUCAAAAUAAAAAAAACCGAUUUCAUCCCUCCAGAAACUAACAUUAUUGGCGACUGAAACCGUUGACAACCGGUUAUUUAUUAAAAUUAACCUUUUCGUCAAAAAAAUCCCCAAAAAUCAUUGAUCAUCAAUCAUCAAUCGCGCAAGAUUUUGUGUGUUGCUUUUUAUCUUGCUUGUUUACCAGUGUUUACUCUGUAAUUUUCGUUUAGAACUUGGCUUUGAAGAAUUAAUUCUCUCACAAAAAUAUAAAAUAAGGUCAUGUUUCCCGGGAAAAAGCGAGGGCCAUAUAAGAAAUAUUCACGAACAAAUGAUGGAUCAGUUCAGUAUCCAAAGACCACUGCUUGGCGGAAGAGGCGGCAGAAAGGCAGAUCCUCUAUAAUGGAGCAGCAAUUAAUAUGCAAUGGGGCUGGCCAAGAUGAUCAAGAGAGUUUAUCACCAAGAAUUUUAGAAGAUUCAACAUCAGCUCGGUCAAUUUCUCCCGAACUAGAAAUUCGGCCUGAUGAUCUUGAAAUCGAAGAUGAAGCAAAUUUUGAUCAAGGUGCUGAAAAAUUCUUUUUUAAUUUAAAGUUAGUCACCUUCAUGAGAGAAUAUAGCGAAUACAGAAAUUUUAAAGUCGACUAUAGCGCCUCUGAAAUCGCAUUCAUGCUGAUAACUUUGUCCAUUUCUCAAAAUUUAACUCUAAAUACAACUUGGCGGCUAUUCAAAAUGAUCAAUGGGGUCUCGAUCCAAAGAGUGGUCAGAUGCGUCCGCUUCUAGUACCGGAAGGGGAGUGGCAAUUUAUUUUACGACAAACGAGAGACAUAAUUUUAGAAGCAAUGUCUUUAAAAAAUAGAAAAUUAUAACGGAAAAAUUCACCUACCUGAGGCGAGUCGAUGAGUGCAGUGACACUUCCGAGUGGUCGGCGCGGCGAGAAAAUCCAUUAUUCGCCUUAAUUCGGUGAGAUACGGGUUGAUUGCUGAUAUUUUUGCCCGAUUCGCCAUUUUUCCUCCAGCGAGGAAGUUUCCAGAGCCGCCGGUGCAUGGGCAGCCGGCGAGAGAAAAGGAAAUGAGGGAGGGUUGGGAGGGAGCGCUACCUGCACAAUGCAGCAGCAUUGGAAUGCGCUCCCACCAACACUCUCUCUUUCUCUUAUCACUCGCCGCUGCCCUUGUGCCCAACAAGUCCUUGGAAGAAAGAAAAUGGCGAGAAAGGCGAAAAUUUUCAUGAAUCGCUACCGUAUCUCAACGAAUUGAGGCAAAUGGGGAAUUUCCUCGUUCAGCCGACCACUCGGAAAAGGCGCCGCACUCAUAAACUGGUCCCAGGUAUGUGAUUUUUGCUAUUAUUCAUACAAAUUAAUGCUUUUUCGUUAAUUUUAUUUGAUCGUGCCACUUUCACACGCUGGUGAAAAUUUGAAAUUUGCGCUACGGAAAACCAACAGCCAAUCAAAAGCGGUACUUAUUGAGCCAUAAUGCGUGCGCUUCUGUUUCGGAUAUUUCUCAAUAUCAAGACCCCAUUGAAAAUGAUGAAUAUCAUUUUAGGAACUAAAGUUUUCCCCGAUACUAAAUUUAAAUUUCAAGGUAUUUUCAACCCCAGCCUUGAAAUGGAAUUUCAUUACACUUGCAAGUGCUGCGGACACUAUUUAGGCAAAAAAUCUAAUCCGUCUCAAACUAAAAAGACUAUGGUGUGCACAAAUUGCAUAGCUGCUUGUGGUGACACACACUCGCGAAAUAUUGUCGAACAGAAUAAUAAAUAUUUGUAUCAAUUAUUGUCUCUGCGAGUAAGGUUAGCCCAUGGCCAUAGCUUUUCAUAUAAAGGAAACUUAACUUCAUUCCGAGCAAGCAACGAGGGGGGGCAGUCUGUGGUGACACACACUCGCGAAAUAUUGUCGAACAGAAUAAUAAAUAUUUGUAUCAAUUAUUGUCUCUGCGAGUAAGGUUAGCCCAUGGCCAUAGCUUUUCAUAUAAAGGAAACUUAACUUCAUUCCGAGCAAGCAACGCGCGCGCUUUUCCGAAUCUCCCGCCGACCUUUCCCUGAUGGCGUGGACCCUUCAGCCAACCUGAGAAGACCGAUCGGCGCGCGCCACCUCAGGGCCCAAUCAGACCCACGGUCGAGCCUCGAAGCCGGCUCUCCGUGCCUGAAGCCUCAGACGAGCGACGCCCGAAACGCAGACAACACCCUGUCCUAUCUCAGCCCAUUCGGUUAAUGGCGACCACGUUUUACUAAAUUCCUAAUUGACCGGUAAUUAUCGCUUUUCCUCCGUUUCCUCAGCUUAGUAAGAUCAGACUAGCUUUUCCGAAUCCUAUUUGGCCAUAUUUUGUAUUUUGUUCUCUCUUUAUUGAAUAAUAACUUUAAUCUUAAUUCUUAACUUUAAUUAAUUGCUUUUAAUUAAUAACUCAAACCUAGUCAAAACUAAAGUCAUAAUAAAUAAAAGUAACUUUAUUCCAAGCCAUUUAAGGAGUGCUUGGGCUAUUUAAUUAAAGGAUUAAAGAGAUAUUAAGAGAUAAGUUUGAAGUCACAUGGGGGAUGAAAUGCACAAGGGGGCCAAGGGGGACACAGGAGAAGCCUAUUAAAUAUCAAACUCCAGUCUGCAAAUUAAGGCGGCGCUCGGCUCCAGCUCCGCUCUUCAUUAGUUUUAGGUGUUCAAUGAUUAAUACUAUUUAGCCCCUGUCGUGGUGACACGACAGAUUUGGUGUCAGGGUGCGGGGUGAUUUUUUUUUCCAAUUAAUCACCUCCGGUACGGCCUUACAUUCCUCGUCCACCAGCGGCGCAAACCAGAAAGGAACCUCAACGAACACAGGAAGGCCAGUGACCAACAAGCGUCCAUAGAAAAGGCGUCCACCCAGCGGCGUUGGCUUCUGCAGGGCCAGCGCUUAGCGGAUUCAGUGUCCAGCAUCGAGACAAAACGAGACGAUCAUAGGCGAACGCUCACCUCUUCGAGAUUGCGCCGCGACGUCAUUCUCGGCGCUGCACGGUUUUAGAAGAUGAGCUGUUAUUGAUAAGUAUACCCGACUUUUUACUUGGAAACUUUAAUUCAAGCAAAAGUAAAGGCAGACUGUCAUUGGGAAAGGGUAGCAGUCAAGUUAAAAUUAAGGGAAAGCUCUACGGUGUGAGCAUUUAAUUACAAAAGCUUGGAUAAAAGGUGACAAUUUAUUUUAUUGUUGUGGCUAUUAAAUUUUUUUUUCUGAAAGAAUUGCACAUUUUAAUUUUGUAUUAUAAGUGUAUAAAAAAAAAAUAACAAAUUUCAUGAUUUUUUUUCACCAUUGUAUAUAAAUGUACUCUGAAAACAAAUGCAAAGCAAAACCUCCGCCAUAAGGCUGCACCCGAAUGGCAAUCGAAAAGUGACAUCUUUACACAAUUGUUAUGAAUCCCUCCCUUUUGCCAGUACUCCAGUUUUCAGCAGAUGGGAGCAUUUCAUUGCUCAGGUGUACAUCACUCACCGACAGCAGACCUCUCCAGCCUCUGCCCAGCCAGGACUGCAGAUGUCUCGCUGCCAACAGCAUCAAAAUUCACCGUCCACUCCGUGGCAGAUAAAAGCCACCUUGCUCUGCGAGUUGUCCGACUCCACCUUCAGCUGGUCUGCAAGAUGGGUCGACAAACGACCAGUCAUGGCGCCCUCGACGGAACUUCAGCACUGACUAGGACUGACACAAGGCCAGUGACAGUCCAAGUUGGUCUCACCACUACUGCAAGAAAUAAUCAGUCAGCAUUGUCGACAAAAGCAGACAAGAGCAACACACACCUGCGCAGCACAAGUACCACCGUCCACUGUCCGGACCACAAGACCCACUUCCAGUGGCAGCCCAAGCGCAACAUCCAGUUCCAUCAGUUGACCAAGUUGGAAGCCAGCCGCUCCGCAAGAAGAAACACAACUAGCCCUCGGCAGGAGAAGAACCGACAUCUUCGUCUCGCUCUGAAAAUUUUUUUUAAUUAAUUUAAAUCAAAUUGGGAAAAUUGUAAAAUUUUAAACUAAAAAUAUUAUAACAUGUUUAGAUUUAAGUCCAACAGAAGAAAAUGAAACAGAAUGUUGAUUAAUUGAAAUCGUAAAUUAAAAUGUGUUCUAAAAUGUUUAAAAAUGUGUGUCAAACCGAGCUGUUUUGUCCACGGGAAAAAUUUUUAAACUAAAAUGAAACGAAAAUUUUAAUUGAAUAAAUUGUUAAAUAAUCUAAAAAAAAAAAUGUGCAGCCACAACAAUGAAAUAAUUAAUUUUCCUCCCAUUAGAUAGAAAACAUCAUCGGGAAGUAUGUAAAUGAAUUAUUUUUAUGCUCGACAUGCAUGAAGAAAACUAAUUAUUUUAAUUUUCUUAGUUUUAAAUUACUUGCACUGGAAUUGACUAAACUCACCACUAUUAUGUAACUGCUGUUGAAAUUCCUCGCAAAUGUCUCCGCAGCUUCGCAAGAAUCGCACUGUGCCUGUGCACAGUUCUUCAAGACCGCGAAAUCCGCUUGUUUUCGCACCAUCAUCAUUCAAGUCCGCUCGCCAACCAAGACAAGUGCUACAAACAAAGCAAAAUUCCAAUUGUCAAGCAAAAACACCGAAAAUCUCACCUAAAUCAACAGCAAAAGCCCAAGUUGUUGACAUUUGUGUAGUGAAAGUGCAAGUGACCUUCGCCAUGCACCAGUCACGUGACUCCAAGCUCGAAUCCCAUUCGCCAGCCUGCAAAGUUCCAGCCAACCAGAAACGCGACUCUCGCAAGCUGAGAGACAACAACAGACACACAGCUCGCCACGAAAACAAACAAACGAGCAUGGCCAUCAGACACUCCAAGUCCAGUAACUCCAGCCGAGGCCGUGGCCUCUGGCCGCCGCACACACAAGACCUUCAACAAAUCCUUCUAUCGUCCAAAAAUUGCCAAAAACACACCUGAACACCAAUUCCAACCUCUGAGAAGCCAAGCAGAGAUGACCUAUCUCUCGCAAACACCAACUGCCUGCCUUGGCCCAGCGCAACCACGAGCAGUACGACACCAGAGGCGCCCUGCCAAGCCCCAAAACCACCAAACCACCACACCGGACGCCAAGCCACCACCAGUCUUCAGCUUGAUGGACGCGAUGGCGCGUCCAAGUUGAAGGGGGGGCAGUCUGUGGUGACACACACUCGCGAAAUAUUGUCGAACAGAAUAAUAAAUAUUUGUAUCAAUUAUUGUCUCUGCGAGUAAGGUUAGCCCAUGGCCAUAGCUUUUCAUAUAAAGGAAACUUUACUUCAUUCCGAGCAAGCAACGCGCGCGCUUUUCCGAAUCUCCCGCCGACCUUUCCCUGAUGGCGUGGACCCUUCAGCCAACCUGAGAAGACCGAUCGGCGCGCGCCACCUCAGGGCCCAAUCAGACCCACGGUCGAGCCUCGAAGCCGGCUCUCCGUGCCUGAAGCCUCAGACGAGCGACGCCCGAAACGCAGACAACACCCUGUCCUAUCUCAGCCCAUUCGGUUAAUGGCGACCACGUUUUACUAAAUUCCUAAUUGACCGGUAAUUAUCGCUUUUCCUCCGUUUCCUCAACUUCCUAAGUUCAGACUAGCUUUUCCGAAUCCUAUUUUGGCCAUCUUUUGUAUUUUGUUCUCUCUAUAUACAUUUAAUAAUAACUUUAACUUUUAUCUUUAACUUUAAUUAAUUGCUUUUAAUUAAUAACUCAAACCUAGUCACAACUAAAGUCAUAAUAAUUUAAGGUAACUUUAGUCCAAGCCAUUUAAGGAGUGCUUGGGCUAUUUAUUUAAAGGAUUAAAGAGAUAUUAAGAGAUAAGUUUGAUGUCACAUGGGGGAUGAAAUGCACAUGGGGGCCAGAGGGACAUCGAGAGAAGCCAAUUAAAGUUCAACUUCAGUCUGCAAAUUAAGGCGCCGCUCGGCUCCAGCUCCGCUCUUCAUUAGUUUUAAGUGUUCAAUGAUUAAUACUAAUUAGCCCCUGUCGUGGUGACACGACAUUGCUAAUGCUAUUGAUGGCUACAAGUAUACUGAUUCAUUUGUCACUUUGGAUAUUAAAUCUCAGAUCAAGCAUUUGUUUGACUGUGGGGCCAUAAAAGUAGAAAACGUACCAAGUUCAAGGAGCUGCACUGAUAUUUUAGGAGGCACAAUGUACAGAAAAAUGCGUCAAAAUUUUAACUUUACAAGCAAAGAAAUUUUCUUAAGCUGCAUCUUCAAUGCGGAUGAUGCGCCAGUAAGCAAAGAUGGUAAGACAAAAAUUACUCCGUUACUUCUAAUGGUCAAUGAGGCCAGUGUUUAUUAUCGAGGCAGAAAUUUAAUAUUAGCUGCUUUGCAUUAUGGUAAAAAACCAAGGAUGGAAGUAUUUCUUCAACCUUUUGUAGAAAAAUUCAUUGAAAUUUGUGCAAAUGGCAUGGAAAUAGAAAUAAAGGGUGAAAUUUUCACAGUGAGAAUUUUAAUAUCUGGUUGCAGUGUAGAUACUGUAGCGCGUAGUCCUAUUCAAGGGGUUGUAGGUGUAAAUGGGUAUUAUUGCUGCAGUUGGUGCCUUAUUAAAGGAGAGCGUUUUAAAGAGGAAGGUGGGCCAGUUAAAUAUGUGAAGCGGCUUGAUGGGGAAGACUAUGAGCCUCCAGGAAGAAUGGAAGACAGUUUUAUGGCCUCUUGCAAAAGGCUUGCGAUCAAUAAUUUCAAAGAUAAGGAAGAUGGAAUCCAAUUGAUAAGUCCGCUUAUUAAUUUGCCAAAUUUUAAAAUGGUUUGGGGAUUCACUCCGGAUUAUAUGCACUGUGCUUUGCUGGGGAUAGCAAAAAGAUUUUUGGGACUUUGGUUGACAGAUGUUGGCAAGCAAUAUUACAUAGGAAGCCCUUCGACAUUAAAACUCCUUGACGACAGAAUCAAACAAAUAAAACCACCUAAGAUAUGUAAACGUUUGCCUAUUGAACUGAGUAAGAGAUCGUACAUGAAAGCGCGUGAAUAUGAGAACUGGCUGAUUUUUUAUAGCGUUCCUAUUUUAAAGGAUGUUUUGGAUGAUGAAUAUUACCAACAUUGGCUAAUUUUUGUUGGGUCGAUGCAAAUGCUUUUACAAGAUUCCAUUCGUGUGGUUACACGACAGAUUUGGUGUCAGGUGUGGGGUAGUCAUCCGACUACCUUUGGUCCGAAUCAUCGCAGAAAAGCUCCGGAAAAUUUGGCCACAUGGGAACUAGAACUGCAGCUUCCCUUGGAUUUGCGGUAAAGUAUUCCUUCUCUGAUUCCGUUUGAGCAUCUGAAUUUUGGGAAAAAUUGGGUUUUUAAGUUGUGCCAGGAAAAUCACGUGUAAUUUGAUUAGGCGCGUGUAAAAGUUGGAAUAGCUCAUUUUAUUUGGGGGCUUUUUGGAAGCCAUAUUGUUGUUUUGCCAGAAAAAGAGAAAGCGUGAGUGCGUUUGCUAGCACAGGAAGCGAGAGCGCCGGAGGGUAAAUUCCUUCUUUUGUCACUGGCCAGCAGUGCAGCUAUCAGGUAUAUACGCUGCCUGCCUGGUUGUCCACGGGGGCGCCCCUACUCUCGCAGCACGUACACGCGAAUUGGGAUAAACGCGGGAAUUGAGCAUUCCAAAACUAGGGCCGACUUAGAAAAUAAAAACAAAAGAUGCCUUCUGAAGGGACUUUGGUCGAUUUUCUGUUCCAAACGGGACUUGACCUCACUAUUGACGGUCCACAGAACGCUCGCGCGCGCCCGCCGCGCCGAGCAGCAGAAAAGUCGUCACUCGAGAACGAGCUGAGCAGCAUCGAGUUCGGCAACACCUCCCUCCUGAAUGUAGGCAAUGCCGUCACACAUACAGACGUGGCGGGUUGCCUAACAGCACAUGUGCCCUCGCCCGCACAUUGGGUGAGAUCGAGUUGCGCGCCAAGCAGGGCGCCUUCUCCAACGCCAUCAGUGGCCUGCAGCAGCACAGCAGAAAAGGCGCGCACGACGUUCGACAGCGAUCAGGUCGCGCGCCUCGCGCAGGUCAUCGACGAGUUCGACGGCACCGACGAGCGCCGCAACGCCGAAGAAUUUAUUGGAAGCAUCAGACGUUUGCGCCACCUCGACCCGGCGCUGAACGAGACACAUUUGGUCAGCAUUGCGAAAUCCAGGUGCUCAGGUCAAGCCGAGAAGGUCAUCGACACCAUCAGCCCUUUCGCCACGCUGGCCGACAUUGAGAACGAACUGCAAAAGUACCAGAAAAACAGCCUUCCGCAGACAGAAGCAGAACCAGACACGACCACCGGCACCCUAGGUCAAGGUCAACCGCUCGUGAUCACCUCCCAGGUCGACCUCGGGGGCCAACUGGACACAUCUCCGACGCAGGGAGGCGAAACUAGUGGCGACUGCUCCAGUCAGUCUUCCACUCCGAGCCAACCUUCCGCCUGCCCUGGAGGAAUUCUUUGGGUUCAAUUUCAAAAAUUUCAAGUUCCAUUCUCAGUGAAUUUCAAUUCACCCGUUUCCUUCAUUUCUGCCGACGUUGCAAAAAUUCUGAAUUUGCGCGUCCAUUUCAGCCUGCCUCAAAGCCUUCAGAUUAAUCAUAUCAACUUUCCUCUAAUUGGCUUUUGUCAGUCGGAAUUUAAAGUCUUGGGUGAAAAUCUGAAUUUGAAAUUCCUCGUAGUCGAAGCAGAAAAUUCUGCUCAAUGUCAGUUGGGACAAGAUUUCUUAAUUGGGACAGAUGCUCAUUUUGGAUUCAGGGAUGGAGUGCUUGCAUUCCAAUGGGGUGGUGUUGUUUUGGAGACUAAUGUUGGUCAGUUUCAGCCCACAGCCACCUUUGAACCCGAAAUGAAGCCCGAGGACCAGGUCAGCAGAGAGCCCUUUGCUGUCCGUCAGAAGGGAGAAGGCGGGAAAGAACCCGAUGCGCACGCUGCGGCAAAGACAGGUGGACAGCUGGACACCGUCCGGUCAGUCGCCCAGUCGGUCCUCGUAUCCGUUGGUCGAGUACCAGGAAGCCCGGCGCGAGCCGGCGCCUUCCCUCAAUCAGGAGGCGCGCACACACUCGAGUGCGUCCCUCGGAGAACAGAAUGCGCGGCGCCACCACGCAGGACUCGAAGAAGAAAACGUCCUGUAUCGCCGCCUAUCAAAUCAUCAAACUGGCGCUCCAGCCUUGAAAACACGGAGCCCAGGCUGACGUCUUCAGCGGGGCAGCCUUGGCAGGAAACUUCAGCGGGGCAGACCAGUCCGCCCCUGAGUAGCCAGCCAGCCCCUUGCGCCGACCAGAGCAAAAGGCGCCUUAUCAGUUCGGAGAACUGGAGAACUCCACCAGAGAGGCCGCCAGCCGCCCAUGCAGUACCAGGUGCCCCGAGCACCGCCACGGUAGCAGUAUAA